Charadrius vociferus (killdeer) is the source of this 1044-nucleotide messenger RNA. Its product is annotated as filamin-C-like. Gene Ontology annotation, biological process: actin cytoskeleton organization. The transcript has 7 exons. NCBI's taxonomy places the organism in Eukaryota, Metazoa, Chordata, Aves, Charadriiformes, Charadriidae. The annotation marks the transcript as partial. Gene Ontology annotation, molecular function: actin filament binding. The record is from RefSeq and is a predicted model, not a curated record.
AUGACGGUCACCGUGGGGUUGGCACCCGCCCGCGAUGGGAUGCCGUGGUUCUUACACCUCCUCUCUGCCCCACGGCGUCAGGCCACGGAGGAGCCCCCGGCCACCGCGGAGAACCUCCGGCCCUUCAACCUCGUCAUCCCCUUCACCGUCCAGAAGGGUGAGAUCACAGGAGAGGUGAGGAUGCCCUCGGGGAAGACGGCGCGACCCAACAUCACCGACAACAAGGACGGGACGGUGACGGUGCGUUACGCCCCCACUGAGAAGGGGCUCCACGAGAUGGACAUCCGCUACGACGGCAACCACAUCCCCGGGAGUCCCCUCCAGUUCUACGUGGACGCCAUCAACCCGCGACACGUCAGCGCCUACGGGCCGGGGCUGAGCCACGGCAUGGUCAACAAGCCGUGCACCUUCACCAUCGUCACCAAGGACGCCGGGGAAGGUGGGCUCUCGUUGGCGGUGGAGGGUCCCUCCAAGGCGGAGAUCACCUGCCAGGACAACAAAGACGGGACCUGCACGGUGUCCUACCUGCCCACCGCCCCCGGGGACUACAACAUCAUCGUCCGCUUCGAUGACAAGCACAUCCCGGGCAGCCCCUUCACCGCCAAGAUCACCGCCUUCACGCCCAAGGAGGUGGGCGAGCACGUGGUGAGCGUGAAGAAGAGCGGGCAGCACGUCACCAACAGCCCCUUCAAGAUCCUGGUGGGGCAGUCGGAGAUCGGGGACGCCAGCCGGGUGAAGGUGUGGGGCAAAGGGCUGGUGGAAGGUCACACGUUCGAGGUGUCCGAGUUCAUCGUGGACACGCGCAGCGCUGGCUACGGCGGGCUGGGCCUGUCCAUCGAGGGACCCAGCAAGGUGGACAUCAACUGUGAGGACGUGGAAGACGGCACCUGCAAGGUCACCUACUGCCCCACCGAACCCGGCAACUACAUCAUCAACAUCAAGUUCGCCGACAAACACGUCCCAGGGAGUCCCUUCACCGUGAAGGUGACGGGUGAAGGCCGCAUGAAGGAGAGCAUCACGCGCCGGCGGCAGGCGCCCCCCACC